Mesoplodon densirostris (Blainville's beaked whale) is the source of this 5412-nucleotide messenger RNA. RefSeq names its product zinc finger protein 677-like. The record is from RefSeq and is a predicted model, not a curated record. The transcript is spliced from 2 exons. Lineage: Eukaryota; Metazoa; Chordata; Mammalia; Artiodactyla; Ziphiidae. Bases 2218 to 4524 code for a protein of 768 amino acids. Gene Ontology annotation, biological process: regulation of DNA-templated transcription.
AUUCAGUCACAUCUUCAGGCUCCACUUCUGGUUCUCUUGCUAUAUUCGCCACAUCUGUAGUUACUUCCACUGAAGUCUUGAACCCCUCAAAGUCAUCCGUGAGGAUUGGAAUCAACUUCCCCCAAACUCUUGUAAAUGUUGAUAUUUUGGCCUCUUCCCAUGAAUCAUGAAUGUUCUUAAUGGCAUUUAGUAUGGUGGCUCCUUUCCAGAAGGUUUUCAAUUUAAUUUGCCCAGCUCCAUCAGAGGAAUCACUGUCUAUGGCAGCUAUAGCCUUACAGAAUGUAUUUCCUGAAUAAUAAGACUUGAAAGUUGAAAUUACUCCUUAAUCCAUGGGCUGCAAAAUGGAUGUUGUGUUAGCAGUCAUGAAAACAACAUUAAUUUUGUACAUCUCCAUCAGAGCUCUUGGGUGACCAGGUGCAUUGUCUGUGAGCAGUAAUAUUUUGAAAAGAAUCUUUUUUUCUGAGCAGUAGGUCUUAGUACUGGGCUUAAAACAUUCAGUAAACCAUGUUGUAAACAGAUGUGCUGUCAUCCAGGCUUUGUUGGUCCAUUUAUAGAGCACAGGCAGAGAAGAUUUAACAUAAUUCUUUAGGGCCCUAGGAUUUGGGGAAUGGUAAGUGAGCAUUGGCUUCAACUUAAAAUCACCAGCUGUAUUAGAUCUUAACAAGAGAGUCAGCCUCUCCUUUGAAGCUUUGAAGCCAGGCAUUGACUUCUCCUCUCUAGCUAUGAAAGUCCUAAAUGGCAUCUUCUUCCAAUAUAAGGUUGUUUUAUCUACAUUGAAAAUUUGUUUAGUGUAGCCACCUUCGUUAAUUAUCUUAGCUAGAUCUUCUGGAUAACUUGCUGCAGCUUCUACAUCAGCACUUAAUGCUUCACCUUGCACGUUUAUGUUAUGGAGAUGGCUUCUUUCCUAAAACUUCAUGAACCAACCUCUAUUAGCUUCAGACUUUUCUUCUGCAGCUUCCUCACUUCUUUCAGCCUUCUUAGAAGAGAGUUAGGGACUUGCUCUGGAUUAGACUUUGGCUUAAGGGAAUGUUGUGGCUGGUUUGGUCUUCUAUCCAGACCAUUAGAACUUUCUGCACAUCAUCAGCAAUGUGGCUAUUUUGCUUUCUUAUCAUUCAUGUGUUCACUGGAGUGGCACUUUUAAUUUCCUUCAAGAACUUUUCCUUUGUGUUUACAGCUUGGCUGUUUGGUGCAAGAGGCUUACCUUUUGGCCUGUUUCAGCUUUCAAUAUGCCUUCUCCACUAAACUUAGUUGUUUCUAGCUUUUGAUUUAAAUGUAGAGAUGUGUGGCUUUUCCUUUCACUUGAACACUUGACCUAAUUUCAAUAUUGCUAUGUGUCAGAGAAUAGGGAGGCCAAGAAAGAGAGAGAGAGAGAUGGGGGAAUAGCCAGUCAGUGGAGCAAUCAGAGCACAACUCACUUACUGAUUUAAGUUAGCUGUCUAUAUGGGGUGCAGUUCGUGGUACCUCAAAAUAAUUACAGUAAUAACAUCAUAGAUCACUGAUCACAGAUCACCAAAAUGAAUAUAAUAAUAAUGAAAAAGUCUGAGAUACUGCAAGAAUCAUCAAAAUGUGACACAGAGACACAAAGUGAGCAAAUGCUCUUGGAAAAACGGUGCCAGCAUAUUUGCUCAACACAGGUUGCCAGAAACCUUCAAUUUGUAAAUAAUGCAAUAUAUGUGAAGUGCAAUAAAGUGAAGUGCAAUAAAAGGAAGUAUGCCUGUAUAGCUGGAUCCUAUUUUUUUAAUCCUUGCUGCAAACCUCUACCCUUUAAUUGGAGUUUAAUCCAUUUACAUUUACUGUAAUUAGUGAUAAAGGAGGACCUCUGUCACUAGCUGUUUGUUUUCCAUGUGCCUUAUAUCUUUUCCCCUCAAGUCUUCCAUUACUGCCUUCUUUGUGUUAGAUAGGUAUUUCCUAAUGUACAAUUUUGAUUCCUUCCUGUUUCCUUUACUAUACAGUUGGCCCUUGGAUGAUGUGGGGGUUUGCGGCACUGACCCUCCACACAGCGGAAAACUGUUUAUAAUUUAUAGUCAGUCCUCCAUAUAUGCAAUUCUUCUGUAUAUGUGAUUUCUUCUUAUCUGUGGUUCUGCAUCUUAUCUGUUUAUUUUGUUUGUUUUGGCCAUGCUGCACAGCUUGUGGGAUCUCAGUCCCUGACCAGGGAUUGAACCUGGGGGCCACAGCAGUGAAAGCUCCGAAUCCUAACCACUAUAACCUGGCUUUUCGAUGUGUCUGCUCUUUGCCCCAACUUUAGUCUCUUGCCCCAAGUGUCAGCAGCUAAUACAUUUCCCUUUAUAUAUGGUUGUUUUUUCUUUUUCCUUUUUUUUUUGGCCAUGCCAUGUGGCAUGUAGGAUCUUAGUCCAACCAGGGAUCAAACCCAUGCCCCUGCAUUGGGAGCAUGGAGUCUUAACCACUGGGCCACCAGGGAAGUCCCUAAAUAUGUUUGAUAUCUCCAUUAGUUUUCUGACCAAGGAAUUAUUAAAGAAGAAAAACAUUAAUAACAGAGAAUUAUACCACCCAGUGGUCUUGGGAAGACAUGGAAGCCAUGGUAUUGAGGAUUUUGACUUCAGCAAAGUCAGGGGAACUGUGUAUGAAUUUGAGAAUAAGUGUGGAUGUGAAGAAAGAAAUUCCAAAGGAGAGCUUAUGACAGAUAACACAAAUCACACUGGUAGAAAAGAUAAACAAUACAGCAAAUCCUGGAUUAACUUACCUUUAAAACAAAGUGUUUCUUUAAGAAAAAGUGCAUGUCAAUAUUUAAAAAAUAGGAAGUCCUUUAUAAAGAAUUUGUUAAAAAUAAAAAAUAACAUAGUUUAUGCAGGAAACAAGUAUACAGAACAUUUUGAAAAUAGAACUGGAUUAAGCUUUCAGUCACAUCUGGCUGAAUUGCAGAGAUUUCAAACUGAAGAGAAAAUUUAUGAAUGUAAUCAAGUUGAGAAGUCUGUCAAAACUUGUUCCUCAACUUCAUCACUUCAAAGAUUUCCUCCUAGUGUCAAAACCAACAUUUGUAACACAUAUGGAAAGGUUUCUUCCUUCAUUCCUAUGUAUCCUUCAUUGCUUACACAGCAACAGAAAACACACAUUAGAGAAAAAUUAUACAAAUGUAGUGAAUGUGGAAAGACUUUUAUCCAUCAUUCAGUCCUUACUAGUCAUCAGAGAAUUCAUUCUGAGCAGAGACCUUACAAAUGUAAUGAGUGUAGUAAAGCCUUUAAACAGUUCUCAAACCUCACAAGACAUCAGAGAAUCCACACUGGAGAGAAACCAUAUAAAUGUAAUAUAUGUGACAAGGUCUUUAAUCAGAAUUCCCACCUUACAAAUCAUUGGCGAAUUCAUACUGGAGAGAAACCACACAAGUGUAAUGAAUGUGGUAAGGCUUUUAUCAAAUGUUCAGACCUUUGGCGUCAUGAGAGAAUUCAUACUGGAGAGAAACCUUACAAAUGUAGUGAAUGUGGUAAGGGUUUUACCAAACGUUCAUAUCUUUGGGAUCAUCAGAGAAUUCAUACUGGAGAGAAACCAUACAAAUGUAUUGAAUGUGGCAAGGUUUUUAGGCAGUGGUCUACCCUCAGAAUUCACCGAAGAAUUCAUACUGGUGAGAAACCUUAUAAAUGUAAUGAAUGUGGCAAAGCUUUUAAGCAGUGCUCACACCUGACUAAACAUCAGAAUGUACAUCCUGGAGAAAAGCCACACAAAUGUACUGUGUGUGGCAAAGCUUUUAUCCACAUUUCAAGUCUGGUAAAACAUCAGAAAAUUCAUACUGGAGAAAAACCAUACAAAUGUAAUGAAUGUGGUAAGGCUUUCAUCCAAAGUUCAAGUCUUAUAGAACAUCAGAGAAUCCAUACCGGUGAGAAACCUUAUAAAUGUAAUGAAUGUGGCAAGGCCUUCACUGUGUGUUCAAGCCUAACUAAACAUAAAAGAAACCAUACUGGAGAAAAACCUUACAAAUGUAAUGAGUGUGAUAAAGCCUAUACACAAUUCGUACACCUUACUAGACAUCAGAAAAUACAUACCAAAAAGAAAAAUCAUGAAUCUAAUGUACCUGAUAAUGCUUUUAUUCAGAGCUCAAGCUUGGAGGAUUAUCAGAGAAUUCAUGGUAGAGAGAAACCUUACAAAUGUAAUGAAUGUGGCAAAUCCUUUAACUGGUGUUCACGCCUCACCCGACAUCAGAGGAUCCAUACUGGAGAGAAACCAUAUAAAUGUAAUGUAUGUAGCAAGGCCUUCAGUCAAAACUCAAACCUAACAAUUCAUCAGAGAAUUCAUACUGGAGAGAAACCUUACAAAUGUAAUGAAUGUGGCAAAGCCUUUAAGCAGUACUCAAGCCUCACCAGACAUCAGAAUAUACAUCCUGGAGAGAAGCCACACAAAUGUCAUAUGUGUGGUAAGGCUUUUAUCAAACGUUCACACCUUUGGGGUCAUGAGAGAAUGCAUAGUGGAGAGAAGUCAUACAAAUGUACUGAAUGUGGCAAGGCCUUUAGACAAUGGUCUGACCUUAGGAUUCACCAAAGAAUUCAUACUGGAGAGAAACCCUUAAAAAUGUAAUGAAUGGUGUAAAUCAUUUAACCAUUUUAAACAAUGGACUAUAAUCAGAUAACUUAUACUAGGGAGACUAGUCCUAGAUUAAUCAAUUUCAGAUGUUAAGUUCUUCACAGUUAUUAAAAGUCAAGAUCAUUUCAAAUUUAUGAAAUGAUGGGUAUUGGUAGAGCAAGGAGAUCUUUGGAAAUGUACCAUUUCCUCUUUUUAAAAAUACUUUUAUUUUAUGAAGUUUCUUGAAAAGGCUGUAUUACUAUUGAUGCUUUUCAACCUGAAGUUUAAAACUUAUUGAUGUUAUGCCUUCGUCACAUGCUUUUAUGUGUUACCAUGAUGGGCUCUGCUAAGGGAUCAUUAAGAUAAAAGGGCCUACUUGUAUUAGGUGGGGAUCAUUCAUAUUCAUGUUUUCUGAAGGAACAGGACACUGAAUUUUAACAAACAACAUUGUUUUUGAAUGAGAGCUUGGGAAAUAUAUGUAAAACAAUGAUGUAAAUCAUAAUAAUUUCAGAUCCUCUUCUACAGAUUUGUUGGUACAACAGAGGACCCACUGGAUUAUCAGAAACCAAUGCUCUGCCAGUUGAGGGUGAAACAGAGCAGUCCUUAAGAUUAAGAGACUGAGAUUUUCCUGAGAAUAGGAUGAUAGGUUAGUAGGGACUGCUUAUGUGGUAGAAAUAAUGGAGAAGAAAUGAUGGUCCUCCUCUCUUUUCAAAGAAAAUAGCUGAUGUCAAAGAUGAGAGAAAAGGGCCUCCCUGGUGGCGCAAGUGGUUAAGAGUCCGCCUGCCGAUGCAGGGGAUAUGGGUUCGUGCCCCGGUCUGGGAGGAUCCCAUAUGCCGCGGAGUGGCUGGGCCCGUGAGCCAUGGCCGCUGGGCCUGCGCAUCCGGAGCCUGUGCUCCGCAACGG